Megalobrama amblycephala (Wuchang bream) is the source of this 4432-nucleotide messenger RNA. Its product is annotated as sterol regulatory element-binding protein 2-like. Gene Ontology annotation, biological process: positive regulation of cholesterol storage; positive regulation of transcription by RNA polymerase II. The record is from RefSeq and is a predicted model, not a curated record. NCBI's taxonomy places the organism in Eukaryota, Metazoa, Chordata, Actinopteri, Cypriniformes, Xenocyprididae. Gene Ontology annotation, cellular component: nucleus. Gene Ontology annotation, molecular function: protein dimerization activity; DNA-binding transcription factor activity, RNA polymerase II-specific; RNA polymerase II cis-regulatory region sequence-specific DNA binding.
GAGGAGAGCGUCAUUGACAGGCGCUGUUUGUGAAUGACGUCAAUGCUUGGGCGCAAGAUGGCCGCGUUUGGUCUGUGAGCGCUCGUCCGACACCGGAACCGAGCGAACAUACGGAGUCUGUAGAUGCUGUGAGAGGCGAAUACACCGACAGAGACACGCGACAUCGCGACAUCGCGCCCGGAGCCGCGCGAGCAUCAUGGACGCCUCAGAGUUCAUGGACACGAUGGACCCGAGCUUAGCCGAGCUGGGCGAUGAGUUCACACUGGGAGACAUCGACGAGAUGCUGCAGUUCGUCAGUAAUCAGGUGGAUUUCCCGGAUCUCUUCGAGGAUCAGAUGGGUGGCGGAUCUGUGGCCCCCGUGAGGCCCCUCCCACAGACGGCCCCCAGCGCCAUACUGACCCCCCCUCACACACCUGUACAGGCCAGCAGCCAGACGCAGACACAGACGCAAACGCAGACACCGAUACAGACGCAGACACGCACACCGCCUCUGCUGCAGCCACGACCACAGCCAAUCACACAGGUGCAAACGUUCCCCAUGCAGACGCUGGCUGUGCAGACGCAGGCGCAGCCGCAGACGGUGAUGAUCACGCCGACCGCCACGUCGUCCCGAUUCAUCCAGAACCAGGUGAUCUGCCAGCAGAACCACGGCACGGGUUUCCAGGUCCUCCAGCCGCAGAUGCAGAGCAUUGUGACAUCACCGCAGGUCCAGCCAAUGACGAUCCAGCACCAGCGUGUGCUGACUCCUGCCGGUCAGACCAUCCAGACGCUGUCGACGACGCCCAUGCACACAAUGUCUCAACAAGUGCCUUUGUUGGUGCACCAGCCUCAGAUCCUGAAGACGGACUCUCUGGUUCUGACCACACUGAAACCGGACGGGACACAGGUUCUGUCGACCGUACAGAACCCGACGGGCAUCACGACCCUCACUGCGCCCAUCCAGACCACCGCACUGCAGGUUCCUAUGGCCGACGGCCAAUCAGAAAUGUCAAGUUGUUCCGGAAUAUCCAUCCAUUCCUUCUAUCCUAGGAGACUCUUUCAGACGCUGAUGGGCAGUAACAUUCUGACCACCGUUCCCAUGGUGAUGGGGGGUGGAGACAAGCUGCCAAUCAAGCAGCUGUCAUCGGGCACCACCCACAGUGGAGGCGGAGCCAGGGUGUCCAUGGAUCAGAGUAUGGCUGUUACCACGGGACCGGGAGGAGUCGUGAAAGAGGGCGAGCGACGCACGACGCACAACAUCAUCGAGAAGCGCUACCGCUCGUCCAUCAACGACAAGAUCCUGGAGCUGCGCGACCUCGUCAUGGGCAGCGACGCCAAGAUGCAUAAGUCUGGUGUUCUGCGCAAAGCCAUCGACUACAUCAAAUACCUGCAGCAGGUGAACCAUAAGCUCCGGCAGGAGAACCUGGCGCUGAAGAUGGCCAGCCAGAAGAACAAGUCGGUGUGCGUGUCUGAUGAUCUGGAUCUGAAGCCCGAGUCGGCCUUCAUCUCUCCUCCUCCGUCUGACUCCGGCUCCAGCUCUCCCGCUCAGCUCUCGCCCUUCUGCAUCGACUCCGAGCCGGGCAGCCCACUGCUGGAGCAUGAGCAGGUGAAGAGCGAGCCGGACUCGCCCUCAUCAGUCGGCGUGAUGGACCGCUCGCGUCUGCUGCUCUGCGCGCUCACCUUCCUGUGCCUGUCGCUCAACCCUCUGCCGUCUCUGCUGGGCGCCGAGGAGGACGGGACGGGUCUGGGUGCCGCUCACGGAUCCUCGCGCUCACUCUUCUCUCUGCCCGGACAGACGCAGAGCUUCGGGGCGUGGCUGUGGUGUGUGCUGCCGUGGUUUCUGGUGUGGCUGCUGAGCGGGGUGGGCGUGGUCUGGGGGUGUGUCCGAGUGCUGUACCUGUGGGAGCCAGUCACGCCCCUUCACUCGCCCACAUCAGUGCGCUUCUGGAGGCACCGCAAACAGGCCGACCUGCAGCUCUACCGGGGCGAUUACGCGGCCGCUGUGGCGAGUCUGCAGACGUGUCUGUCCGUCUUAUCCAGAGUCCUGCCCUCCUCCACCCUCGACAUCAUCUGCUCGCUCUCCUGGAACCUGAUUCGCUACUGCCUGCGGAGACCCGCCCCCCUUGGCUGGCUGGUGCGUCUGGUUGGAGGGCGGCACGAGGGGGAGGAGUCACAGACAAGCUCACGGGAUGCAGCACUGGUGUAUCACAAACUCAGCCAGCUGCAGCUCACAGGUAAGAUGGAGCAGCGUCCGCUGUGGGGCGUGUGUGUGUCUCUGAGUGCCGUCAAUCUGACCGAAAGCGCCGAGGGGAAGAUGUCUGUGGCUCAGCAGAUCCAGAUCUAUGUGACGGCCGCCAUCAGCCUGAGAGCAGCACUGGGGAAACAUCUCAGCUUUCUGCCGGGUUAUUUGUUAAGCUGUGCCGAGGCUCUGGCCUGUCAGUCAGACUCUAAGCCCCUCCCAUCAGAUGCUAAGCUCCUCCCAGACUGCCUGCGCUGGAUCUUCACGCCGCUGGGCCGUCAGUUUUUCCUGAGCUGUGAUUGGUCGGUGAGGUCGGAGAGCAGCGAGCAGGUUUUCACCUCUCAGAGAGAUGAAGCGGAUCCCAUCGCUCAGCUGCACCGCUGCUUCUGCGAGAAGCUCCUGGAGAGAGCCGUUCACACGCUGAUCGAGCCGCAGAGCAGCAAACACGCCGAGGACGCUGGGGAGUUCACUGGUGUGUUGGAGUUCCUGCAGCUGUUGAACAGCUGCACUGAAGACUCCGCCCCCUCGACCGCCCCUUUCCCCGCGCUGGCCAAUCAGAGCUCAACACCAGUGAGGGACCCCGUGUGCCGCUGGUGGGCGUCGGUCCUGAAGGCUGCGGUUCAUUGGCUGCAGGGUGAUGAUGCGUCGGUGAGGUCACUGCUGGCGGAGGCGGAGCGGAUGCCGCGAGCGCUUCACACGCUAGAUCACCCGCUGCCCAAGGCCGUGCUGGCGCUGUGUAAGGCCGUGCAGAUGAGCGUGUGUCCGCAGAAGGGCGAGGGGGUCGUGAGCUGCCUCGGUCACUGUCAGCGCGCCAGUGCGCACCUGCACAUCAGUGUGUGUCAGUCGCACAACAACACCUGGCUGCACAAGGGGGUGGAGCUUCUGGUCUGUGACCUCCUCCUGACUCUGAGAACCAGCCUAUGGCAGCGUGGGGGCGGGUCUAAUGGAGAGCCCGGCCCCGCCCCUGGAUCCCAACUGGCCGGAUUCCAAAGGGACCUGAGCUCUUUGCGGAAGCUCGGACAAGCCCACAGACAAGCCCAGCACAAGCUGUUCCUGCACGAGACGACGGUCAGGCUGAUGGCAGGAGCCAGUCCCACACGCACACACCAGCUGCUGCGACACCGAACACACAACUACACCACAGCAGCAGACGGAGGCGAGCGCGAGAGAGCUCAUGCCAUCCUGCUGGCGUGUCGUCACCUGCCGCUGCCGCUGCUCACGCCGCCGGGUCACCGCGCCCGACUGCUGGCCGAAGCCAAGCGCACGCUGGAGAGAGUCGGCGACCGGCGCUCGCUGCAGGACUGCCAACAGAUACUGCUGCGCCUGGGAGGAGGGACCACCAUCGCCGCCUCAUAACACACACACACACGGAUCGGAGGAAUCUCCUGUCUGCCCCACAUACCAAUCAGUUAUAUUCAGUUUAAACAGAGAGUUUAGUAGUAAAUGCGCUUGAAACAUGACAGAUUCAUGAGAUUCACACGUGUACAGAUUCAUGAAGAGAAACUGCAUAUAAUAAGUAGAAACACACACACACACACACACACACACACACACACACACACACACUCUGAAUCUGCCUGAGCUGUAUGUUAGUGAUGAUCCUGUUAAUAUUAGAUGUAUAUUAGUUUGACACACACACGGUUCAGUCAGUGUCUGAUCUAGUAAAUAAACGGUUCAUCUUUCUGCAGCUACCUCUCACACUCACACACACACACACACACACACUGUACAGAACUGUGUCUUAUAGACCAAAGUCUUAGUGCGAGACAUACAUGGAGGGUUUUAUAUAAUUAUUUCACAUGGUGACUUUAAUGCUUCAUCAUGUGUAAUUACUUAAUAUUUAGUUUCUGAUGUGUUUUUGUUAUUUUGCUUUAGUAGUUUGUCUUUAUUAUUUUAUAUAUUUGGAAAUGUGACAGCGGGACUUUUAUUAUGACAACACGUGAUGAUGAUGAUGAAUGAUGUAAUAGUCACAUCCACGGCAGAAGUGAGGGAAAAAAAGACUAUAAAAACAAGCGUGUGUAUUAUUUAGUGUUUUAAUAAUUUAAUCUAAAGGUUCUGGUUGUGUUUUAAUAUCUAACUAUAAUAACUCUCUCUCCGCAGCUCCGUCACAUUCACUCGUUCAGCUUUCACUCUUUCUUUCACGUGUUUGUCUGAAUUUCUACGUCUUUUGAAUUUUUUUUUUGUAAUAAAACUGCAGAUGCCGUUGAAGAACCA